UUUGCGUUUGAGACUCUAAUCUUAAUUCAGGGUCUAAACAUGGAUAAAUUAACUGUUAUAUCAGGAACUUUGUUCAUGGCAGCAGAUGUUUUUGCAAUCGUAAGUCUGGCUAUGCCAGAUUGGAUAAUUACUGAUGUAGGAGGUGAUACGCGUCUUGGCUUAAUGUGGUCUUGUAUGACCCUCUACAACAGACCCCAAGUAUGUUUCACACCUGACCUUCAACCGGAAUGGCUUCUAGCGCUAAUAUGUAUCCUCAUUGGAUGUGUUUGUAUAACAAGCACUGUUAUCCUUUUAGCGUCAAGUCAUUUUGAUCGUAAUGUUAUUCCAUAUGCAAGAUGGGUUGGAUUUGCUGCCAUGGUGGCAUUUUGCCUUGCUGCAGUUAUUUUCCCCAUGGGCUUCCAUGUGGAUGAAAUUGGUGGGCAGCCAUAUCAACUUCCUAAUAGUCACCAAGUUGGUAUAUCAUACAUAUUGUUUGUGCUGUCUUUAUGGAUAACUGUAAUAUCAGAGUUGUUUGCAGGGAAAGUAUGUUUACCUCAUUUUUAAGUAAUAACAAGAUAUAUUAAGUUUUCCUUUGGUGAAUUUACAAUUAUUACAGCGAACACACAUAAAUGCAAAUAUGCCAUU
This is a messenger RNA of Papilio machaon (common yellow swallowtail), 624 nucleotides long. RefSeq lists its product as uncharacterized. Gene Ontology annotation, cellular component: Golgi apparatus; ciliary membrane. The coding region runs from base 40 to 543 and encodes 167 amino acids. The transcript has 3 exons. The record is from RefSeq and is a predicted model, not a curated record. NCBI's taxonomy places the organism in Eukaryota, Metazoa, Arthropoda, Insecta, Lepidoptera, Papilionidae. Gene Ontology annotation, biological process: negative regulation of smoothened signaling pathway.